AUGACCAUUUCCAUAUUCGUCUUCAUUCUUGUGGUUAUUUUCGGUUCAAGUUCAUGGAUCGGAACCAAUUCAGUAUGGGUGCAACUGCCUCUGCUUGUUUCUGACUUGCCUGAGCAGUGGUCGCUUCCAAGUUAUUUGGCUUGUGUCGUCCAGAUCGGUUGCAUAGGACCUUUGGUCUACUCUAUCAUACACAAAGGAAUUCCAAGAUGUUCUCUUCCAACUAUUCCACUGAUUGGCUUCUUCCUUGUCUUAGCCUGUUUCUGUCAAUUAGGACUGGUCUUUUUCUGGGAUAAAACAGCCGCCAUUGGAGAGAAAACUUACUCCGUUGCCUUAUAUGGUCUUAUAUUCGGCUUGGCGUUGGUUAAUUCAAUCUCCAAUGUCCUCUUCUUACCAUUCAUGGCGCAAUUCCAUAGAGCUUAUCUGAACGCCUAUUUUGUCGGAAUGGGCUGCAGCUCACUAGUGCCCAGUUUGUUAUCUUUGGUGCAAGGAACAGGAAAUUAUGAGUGCAUUGGAACAAAGCCUCAGUAUAGUCCACCCAGAUUCUCCGUCUCUGUCUUCUUCAUUUUUAUUUUUGCCUGGACUGUUUUGGCGGCCAUCAGUUUCCUGAUCCUUCAUCACAUAGGAGCUCACAAAGAAGCAGACAAUGGAAAAACCGCUACUGAAGAUGUACAUGAAGGAACUCCACUCAGUAGGACGGCCUCACUCAAUGAACUUUCCAAUAAUGAAAACCGGGCUUCUCAGAGUAGUCAAGCUCAGACUACCACACAAACCCACUCGCACCUUUCCUUUGCCGAAAUCGUCCUGGUGUUAGUUGGAACUGCUCUGGUGAAUGCCCAAAUGAAUGGAAUCAUCACUAGCAUUCAGUCAUACGCAACUCUACCAUACUCUCAGGCCAUAUAUCACUACAGUGUUGUUCUUAGUAACGUUGUUUCUCCAUUGGCAUCGUUUGUUCCUUUCUUCUUCACCAUUAGAGCCAUUCCCGUCUUGACUGGGUUGACACUUACUUCCUCUGUCGUCACAGCAUUCAUCGUGUACUUGGCCACUUUGAGUCCACAUUUAAUUUUCGACUCAAUGGCUGCUGGAAGUGCUCUUGCGAUUGUGUCGUCAUUGGUAGCUGCUGGACUUCAUUCCUAUUUGAGAAUCGUUUUCGCUUCUCUGUUGAGAGAAGGUCAACAAAGUGAAAACCAACUCUUCUGGUGUGGAGUCUUCAUCCAAGUUGGCUCCUUCCUGGGAACUGCGGUAAUGUUCCCACUGGUCAACGUAGCUCAUGUGUUCAAGCCUGCAGAUGCUUGUCCAUCAUAA
Molecule: messenger RNA, 1302 nt
Organism: Auanema sp. JU1783
Lineage: Eukaryota; Metazoa; Nematoda; Chromadorea; Rhabditida; Rhabditidae
Source: the annotation of a GenBank genome assembly